Pocillopora meandrina is the source of this 13659-nucleotide messenger RNA. The record is from the annotation of a GenBank genome assembly. NCBI's taxonomy places the organism in Eukaryota, Metazoa, Cnidaria, Anthozoa, Scleractinia, Pocilloporidae.
GCAUCUUUAUCUACUACCGAACCACACGCGGUGCAAAACAUCGUGAGCUCGAAUCAAAGUGCUCUGUGAGCAAACUCGAAAAACGGCGGUUUUUCGAGCGACUAGUGUGUUACUGUUACUGUUACUGUUACUGUUACUGUUACUGUUACUGUUACUGUUACUGUUACUGUUACACGACAUACCAUUUCAGAUGCAAAUAACAACCGCUGACCAACCGCUGACCAACUCGUUUUCUUUGUUUUGCCGUGACAGUUGUGGGCCACCGUAGCACUUUGUCCACAAAAGCAUCCUCAUCCGAAGAGCCAGCAAACACCAUGAGUAUCUACAGAGUUAGAAAUGGUGGUAAACUUGGCAUAUUCUCUCAUCCCUCUUGAAAAAUUAUGAGAAGAAGGUGGCCAUAGCCUAGUUGAAAACCCGCGGAAGCACGCUGAAAACACAAUGGCGCCGAAGGGACAAAAUUUAAAUUAAUCUCGCGCAUGCGUAGAUAAAAGGCCUCUCUGCUCAACCAGUCACAGUGGAGCUUUAUCCCCCCUUAGAUGACACCGAACCAGUCAAUCACUGGACCGAAACGACACGAUUCGCGUGGCAAAAGAUAGUACUCCAAUUAUGUUGUUUUAAUGAAUGACAAUUACAUUUAUUACGAUAUUAGCGAAAGAUUUUGGUUCGCAAAUUGCAGAUUGAGUUUAAGCUGAUGAUAGCUUUUCCAUGAAUUCCUUCUCGUUUAGUGCUUUUCUUUGACUUGACUUAUCAAGUUUGCUUAUCUUCAGAAUCACGAGACUCGAAGGUGAACAGGAGAAGAAGGAAAGGCAGAUUGUAGAAAUAGCGAGAGAAGAAAAGGAAAAGUGAGUGCUAACUAGACGCUUAACCUUGUUGGCAGGAUUUUGAACAUAUAAAAAAUUCAGGGUGACUCUAAAGCCCUUUCUAGGAGAGACGAGCUAAUAAUUUAAGACUAAGCACUUACAGCACAGGGGACGAUUUUCCGUGAUGAAGGGAUGGUAAAUAAUUCACCUACAAAUGAUGGUGGUGAUUCUUCAACAGCAGAUAAAUACUGUAUUUAUGAAGUUGAUUAGCCUGUUUAUGUCUUCGCUGGUUACCUCGUUAUAAGUGAUUAAUUUUUUAUCUAAAAUGAGAUCUUUAAUUCUUUAUUGCUAGAACUGAAGGUCUGACAAAUGAACAUCAGAAAGAGGUCGAUAAAUUUUUACGCGAAAUACAGACAAUGAAAGAAAAGUAAGUCUAUAUCAACUGUCUGAAUCAGUAGAAUCGGCUUGAAAUAAACAAAAAUUGAGUCUUGUAUUCUAGUUCUAGCUACCGUUUUUAUUAAUUUUUUUCUUAAUGGGUAUCUCUAGAGUUGGACAGGGUUCUUGAUGACAAUUCUCUUCGACGUCGUCCACUGCAAAAUCUUGACGCGUUUGAGGUCAAUUUGUGUUGAGUCUGUUUAAAGCGGAUCUUAUAUGAGAUUUCACGCCAACAAAAAGGAUUUCUCUCAUUCUUUGUCUUAUCUUUAAGGUUAUUGAAGAAAAGUGACUAUAUCCAAAAAAUGUAUGAGGACUACAACAAGAAUCUUGCAGAUCAUAAAUCCAGGUUUGAAUGGACAAAGCGAAAUGAGUACUGUUGAGUACUGAUCAUUUUAAAAUAUUUAUUGCUCCAUAGACAAAUAAUCAGAGCCUUUAAUUUUUUUCAAGAGUCUGUAUUCAGCUAAAACAUUGAAAGAAAAAUUUUUAUUGUUUCGGUGGAAAUGUGUAAUUGGGGUUGCGGAGAAAUCUCGCCAGUGUGUAUUUUGUGCGCAUAGAAUUCGUUCUGGUAAUACAGAAAACCUAGAUUUCUGGUACACCUGAGCUCCUGCCCAUUUGAGAGGGUUACUAUAUGUACCGUUAAAAUUUACAAAAACACACGAGAUUGGAGUGAUUUGUUCUACUUUUGAAUAUUUUUUUCACAGAAAUGACACUCUUCUUAAGGAACUCGCAAAGAGGGAGGAGGAAAUCGCGAAAUACACUCAGAUGUAAGUUGAUAAGCAAAAUGUAACUCACCUAGUUUGUAGAUGCAGUGCUCACCUCACGAAUCUUAAUACAAGAGAAAGACUGUUCAACGUUCACGCAAAAUCACUGUGCAAUUAAGACUAACAUUGAUUUAUGGCUGGAAUUCUCGCCCCAGCAGCACUCGUUCUAAUGUGUAUCUGUGGGGUCACAUGACCACCGUUUCACGUGAGCAGAGCGUAAUUGAAGGUGGCGUGACAUUCUUAGUUUGUGGCAUUUCUAGGCUUUUGUACACGUUUCUUUCACAACUAAAAGACAUUCAGGCGCUCGAUUAGGCUAAUCAUUCCACCAUGAGUAUCCACAGAGUUAGAAAUGGUGGUAAAUAACCUGGCAUAUUCUUUCAUCCCUCUUCAGAAAUUGUUUGAAAAAGGUGGCAAUAGCCUAGUUGAAAACCUGCAAAAGCGCGCUGAAAACAUCAGAAUGGCGCCAAACGGGCAAAAUUUUUAAUUUAUCUCGAGCAUGCGCGGACAAAAUGCUUCUCUGCUCAACAAGUUUCGACGGAGCGUUAUCUUUACUUAGGUGAACCAGUCAAUCUUUCGACCGAAACGUCACGAUUCACUUGGGAAGUAAUUCCGUUGUGAGGCAAAAGAUAAUACUCCACUGACGCUGUUUUAAUGAAUGACAAUAAUGUUUACUACGAUAUAAGACUUAACUUUGUCAUUUGCAGAUUGAUUUUCCCUGAAAUCCUUUUCGUUUAGUGCUUUUUCUUGACUCGACUUAUCAAGUUUGCUUAUCGUCAGAAUCGCGAGACUCGAAAGUGAACAGGAGAAGAAAGAAAGGCAGAUUGUAGAAAUAGCGAGAGAAGAAUAGGAAAAGUGAGUGCUAGCCAGAAGCUAAACCUUGUUGGCGGGAUUUUGAACAUUUCGUAAAUUCAGGGUGACUUUGAAGCCCUUUCCAUAAGAGACGAGCUAAUAAUUUAGGACUGAACACUUACUGUAGAAGAAGGGAUUUACCAUGAUGAGGGGAUAGUUUAAGAGUCAUUGGUAAUUUUUUUUAUGUGAAUAAUUUACCCACAAAUGACGAUUCUUAGACAGCAAAUAAAUACUGUAUCUAUAAAGUUGAUUGAUCUGUUUAUGUCUUCUUUGGUUAAAUCGUUAUUAGUGAGUGACUUUUUAUCGAAAAUGAGUUCUUUAAUUCUUUAUUGCUAGAACCGAAGGCCUGACAAAUGAACAUCAGAAGGAAGUCGAUAAAUUGUUAAGUGAAAUACAGACAAUGAAAAAAAAGUAAGUCUUUAUCAACUGCCUGAUCGAAUCAGUUGAAUCGGCUCGGAAUAAACAGUGCAGUUCUGGCUUCCUUUUUUGUUAAUGUACAUUUUUUACGCAUCAAAAUCGAUUUUACUCAACCGGUAUAUCUAGAGUUGAACAGGGUUCUUAUGACAAUUUCUUCGACGAAGCUGUAGUCGUCAACCGAAAAAUCUUGACGCGUUUGAGGUCAAUUUGUGUUGAGUCUAUUUUGAGGGGAUCUGACAUCAGAUUUCACGCCUGAAAACAGGAUUUCAAUCAUUCCUUGACUGAUGUUAAAGGCUAUUGUACAAAAGUGUCUAUAACAGAAAAUGUAUGAGGACUACAACAAGGAUUUUGCAGAUCAUUAGUAAAGGCAUGCACUAAGUGAAGUGAUUACUGUUGAAUGCUGAUCAUUUCAAAAUAUCUAAUGCUCCAGGGGCAAACAAUCAGAGCCAUCUAUUUUUUUCAAGAGUCUGUAUUCAGCUAAAACAUCCAAAGAGAAAUUUUGACUGUUUCCGGUUGGAAAUAUGUAAUUUGGUUGCUGAGAAUCUCGUCGGUGUGUAUUUUGUGUGCUUAGAAUUAAUUCUGAUAGUACAGAAAGGUUAAAUUUUUGGUAGGCAACUAAAUGGGAACAAUGGUGGGUACAAAAACACACGGGAUCAGAGUGAGUUGUUUUAGUUUUGAAUCUCUUUUCACAGAAAUGACACUCUUCUUAGGGAAAAGGAGGAGGAAAUCGCGAAAUAUACUCAGAUGUAAGUUAAUAGACAAAUUAUAACUCAACUUGUUUGAAGAUGCCGUGCUCACCCCAUGAAUGUUAAUACAAGAGAAGGACUCCGUUUAAUGUCCACGCAAAAUUACUGUGCACUUUAGACAAACAUUGAUUUAUGGCUGGCACUCUUGCUCCUGCAGCACUCGUUCUAUUGUGUUUCUCUGGGGUCACAUGACUGCCGUUUCACGUGAGCAGAGCGUAAUUGAAGGUGGCGUGACAUUCUUACUUUGUAGCAUUUCUAGGCUUUUGUACGCGCUUUUGUUUCCCCACUAAAAGACAUUCAGAUGCUCAGAUUUCGCCAAUCAUUGCGAACUAUUCGUUUCUAUUAACCUUAUCUGGGUGUUAAGGAAAGGUAUGAGCGUUGUGUGUUAGCCAAACAAUUUCAUAAAAAUCGCUCUCACGCUUGUUUCAGGACCUUUAAGAAUACAGGCGUUUACUCCCCGGAGAAGUCUGACAAUUCAAUAAAUUGCGUCGAAAUUAAAAUUUAGGCAAGUUUUACGACAACUAUUCGCAGAGUGCUGCUCACUGGUUUAGUUUUCUUGUUAUUUCUUUGAACUGUGUCACAUACGACCCAUUUUUCAUAGUCAAUGUGAAGAAAGCGAUUUAAGUUGGUCUUAAUAAUAAUUGUACGGUAUAUGAAUAAGCUCUUUCUUUUCUUAGGAGUCUGAAACUCAAAGAAGAAUUGAAGAAGAAGGAAAAAGAGGCAAAGGACAAAAUUAAAGAGCGAGAGGAGAGGUAAAUUCUAAAAUCAUGUGAUUUAAUUUUUUAUUUACAUUUCACUGUAUUUUCAUAACGUCUCACUGCUAUAAAUAAAAUUUGAGACAAUACAGGAGCAACGAUUCUAAUCUUAACGGCAAAGAGUAUGAACGUAAUGGACUAAAAUCCUUCAUAUGGGCCUUCCACCAAGCAUCAUCUCUCUGAAUUUAUUUUACACUUUUAAUCACGUUCCAGACUUAACGUACUUUCCGAAAUCAGACACAUUUAUGUACAUCUGUUUGGUGCUAAUAACCUUAUUAGUCAAUAGACUUGCAGUUACUAUAUAUCUAGUAGAACUUGUUGAUCCUCGAAAACAUUAUGUGGCCUUAAAAUGAUUGUGAUUAUGGGUAAAUAUUAUAUGGCGAUCUGUGAUCUCCUAUCCAACUUUGAUUUUGAUCAGAUUCUUUCACGGGAACAAAGAACAUUUCAAAAUUUGCAAUACUCUCAGAUGCAGUUUUUUGCUAGCAGCACACAAUUAGCAGCACUCAAUUAAGCUUCUUUUCUUCAAUUUCAAUAAUUGUAGCUUACUUACGACGAAUAAUUUUUUUACUUGAGUUUAAGUCCAACAUUAUUGGGUGUUAAAAACCCACUAGCGAUCUACAUCACAAGUGACUCGUGAGAAAAACGAAGAAAGUUCAUCUCCUAAGUAAGAUACAGUUUCUACUCGAGAUAUGUUCGUCAAAUCAAAGGAGACCUUGUCAGAAAUGGAGGAAUAAUUAUAGAUUAUAACAGAGUAAAGAAACCUUUUUUUGAAUCAUGAGUCUCGGAAAUAUCAUCAGUUAUGGUCAAUGAUGCGACGAAUUUCAUCAAAAUUUGAAGACUUACUUUUGAUCAAACUACCCCUAAGCCUCAAAAGAUGAUCGAGAAUUGCUUAAAGUUAGGGUUUGAGUUAGGGUUAGCGUGGAGAGGUGUGUAUAAAGACAUAUAAAGUAAUAAUAAUAUAAAGUAAAGUAAAGUAAUAAUUAAUUAAGUUGAGGCAAGUUGCGUGGAGAGAGCAAAGACUGAUAAUUUAAACCAGUAGGUAAGCUUCUGGUACUACUUUCAAUUUCUUGAAUAGUGUGUCGAUACGUUUUCGCGCACUAAACUGGACUUCGCUGGAACGUACGAAACGGGAGAAAUUAACUCGGUAGAGACCACUCUCACACGGAGAUCUACUUCGAGCGAGCUUAUACGGACGUCAAGGAUGAGACAGCGUUUUACUUAAAUAUUCCAUCUGUUUCUACGACAAAAAUAAUUACAAAAUUAAAAGGACGGAUACAAUAAACUCGUGGCCAUUAAAAAUAGGAAUCUUAGGUAAGAAUUCACAGCUCUGGUAUAGAAUAUAUAUAUUUUAUUUGCCGGCUGGGAGGUCUGUAUGGUGAAAAACUGUGACCGAGGUCACAGUUUUUCACCAUACGGACCGACCCUUAGCCGGUAAAUAACAUAUUUAUUGUUUUUAAACUUGACGAAAUUCUUUCCGAAAGAACCCGAAUGAUUUAUGGCCGUAAAUACGGCAAGAUCUUCUAUAAACUGAACAAUUUUUGAGUGAGUAAAUGGUAGUUAAAAUAGAGGUGAUGCAAAUUUAAGAGAGAUGCCUCAGCGAAACAUUUUCAUUUCCGUAACGAUAAAGGUGAUUUAAAAGGCUUCCAAACAAACUUUGAAACAUUAUUUUCAGAAGUAUCUGUCACAAUCUGACACCUGUCAAUUAGAGAGCGCCCAAGAAAAAAAAAAGCGUAGGAACAUUUGAAAACCAACUAGUUUGGUAAGGACUGUCACGACAAUGUUUUCUUCAAAAUCAGUUAGGCCUAGUUCAAACGUCGAUCUUUACAUGUACCGAACCUAAUUGCAAUUUGGGUCGACUCGAAUAAUUAAGAGCGGCAGUUGAUUCAAACGUCGAUCCGAAUUUAGUCGAUCCUAAUUACAAAACUGAACAUAACUCCAUUGUAGUCAGCGGUUAAUGCCUACCAAAAUGGCGGAAAAAAAUGCGGGAAGCACAACUUGUGGAAAUGAAGAGCUUGUUUUUCUUGCAAAUGCGAUUAAGGAGGGUAGAAAAAGGCGACUCAAGAUGCAGUUAGCAUUAAACAACCUUGCUGCCAGGAGAAGACGAGUUUUGAAUUUGGCUUGCCUUCUAUUAUUCAAACACCACACAUGGCAUACAAAAGUACUCCUUACACGUAAGACAGGUAUAUUUUGUGGUUUUAAAACAAGAGGAGCACGAGCCUUCCUCCUUUCCCGCCAUAUUGUUUGAAUGGUUCGAAGGCUUUCGGGCAUGGCACGUAAGCGAACUUUCUUGAAUUGUGGGUAAAACAUAAUUAUUUUAACGUAUGUAUAAUGUAUGCAUUAAGUUCGGUACAUGUAAAGUACGACGUAUGAAUCAAUGCCGAUCUUUUACCGUUCUAUCCGACUAGCCGAGUCGGAUAGAACGGCACUGUCGAUCCGAAUACAAAUCUGCCGAUCCUAAUUGAUUCAAACGUCGAUCUUUACAUGUACUUUAGAAACGUUAGGUUCGGUACAUGUAAAGAUCGACGUUUGAACUAGGCCUUAAUGAUCUAACGGAAAGUAUUAUUCACUCUCAUCGACCAUUCAUUCAUGUACGAAGAUUUACCUCUGUUCAUUAAGUAAACGGCGAUGAAAGCAAUUGUGAGUAAAUUCAAUUUUUUUAUUUUGAAGUUGUGAGAGUUUGCUCGUUUGUUUGCUGUAAUGGCGUGUUUAACUCUGAUCUUUCCUUCACAAAAACUAAAUUCGAACGGCACACUCCAACGAGACACAAGGGAAUGUAAUGCGGCCUUUUCUCAAAAAAUUCCUUCAAUUUCUGUUGUGCAAUUUAAGGUACAAAUGUCCAAAUUGAACGGAAUUGGAAAGACUCACCAGGAGCGUAUAUUUGUUGUAGAACUUAAAUUAAAACUUCGCUUGCUCUUUCACUAUGAACAAAUUGCUCGAGAAACUUCAGAUAUUAAAUGAAUGAAAGUUCCAUCGUUCAGUUUAACUGUAACCAAAUACCUCACGUUUCAACUUUCUGGGUACUUUUUGUGAAUGAUUAAAAUUAAUUGCAGACGGUUUUUAGGCCGCUUGUCAACCAACGUAAUGACACUAUUGUUUAUACAAAUUCAUUCUGAAACCAAUAUUUUUCUGUCAACCAAAGUGAUUUGAUAGAGAGAAAAGAGAGGAUUCAUAAGUUAUUUAUCGGCUUGAGGUAGUGACCGACGUGUUUGCUUAAAAAUACUGCCCAGCCGGAAAACGAGUUAUAUUUAUGAAAAAUGACAACGAAAGCUGGGAUGUACUCGGCGACUCACGAAAGCGUUACCGUGGCCCGUGGGCAGAGAUAGGAAAAUACUGACCGGGUAAAGAACCAAUCAGAUUGCAAGAUUCGUUACCGUGCCCUCUAAAAAAACAAUAAAUACCUAUCUUACCUACAGUUGAACAGCUUAGGAAAUAAAAGUGGAAAAGUCAUUAAAAGUUUCUGCUUAUCUAUGCAAGGUUGGUGUGGAAAUCUAUCGUAUGAAGGAAAAUUAAAAUUACGAGUAUAAACUCAGCUGCCAACUACCAUGAGAACCAAUUAUUCCAGAAAGACCAUUAAGAGAGUGUCUGUAAGAGCGGUCCGGUCGAUUUUGCUUGAUACACGAAUUUCGCUCAUUUCUUGUGUGUUGUAAGACAUUCAGGUACCUAAAACCACAAUCCGUUUGAUCGGAUCUCUUUAUUUUUCAGAGUUAAAUUUUAAAUUUUAGAUUUUUGUAAUGAUAAAAGAGGAUAAUUUAGAAUUUGAUAAUAUUUUACUACAACUUCGAAGUAAAUCUGCUUGUUUACUUCGAAGUUGGCUAUUUGACGAUGCAGAGGCAAUGAGAAUUGGUUCACUUUUCCUACUUUGCUUUUUCCCAAGACUGAUGCUUCUCAGUAAAAAUCUGGUAGAAAAGGAUCAGAGGAACAUGGAAGACACGGCUGCAGUAAAUAGGCGCUCGGAAGUGGAAAAAGAAUUCUCAUAUUUUUUUGACAACGAAAGAAUGGACGCGAUAGAAAAAAUGCAAAGCGUUUAUGGAUCUGAUGAAGACAUUGACAUUGGUAUCUCUUACCCUCGACUAGCCUGCAUGAUAUUUGAGGUGAGAAAAAUCGAGAAAAUAUUUAUUUUGUUCUCUUUUUUCCGACAGCUGGAAGGUUGUAAUAUUUUUAACAUUACCGAUUAUGGCUGGUUACUGUCUUAACCCUUUCAAUCGAACCUCUUGUAACACUUGUGAAAUUUCUUCCUGAAAGGCGGCCUACGAAAAGACGACAGAGGCAAAGGACUCAGCACUGCAUGUUUUCAGAGAAACAAUCAAUGAAAUGAUUAAAGAAGCUGCGGAACUGGGAGAAGCUUACUUGCGUUCGGAAAAGGUAUACAGUAAAUCUUACACUAAAGCUGGCAAAACUAGCUUUAUCUCGCCAAUCUGAGAUUAUGAUCAUAACUCGUGUUCCUUGUCAGAUUAAAUGAGUACCUAAUUUUGGUAAAUGAUAGAGAACCAAAUCUAAAAUGAAUGAUUUGGAGUGCCUUUAUCGAGAACUACUGUCGUGGUAAGACUGAAACAGUGAUCCAAUAGUUUUGAAAAUUCGGCGUUGUUGUUAAAAUUGUCUUUUGUUCCUAAAAUUUGACUCUUUCAUUUCACUACUAAAUGAGUUACACGAAAGUCUUGGAAGACUUUUGUGCCAGAAUCUGAUAAUAAAUAAUUAUAUCGUUUGAACUGCUCGCGCGUUUCGUGAUUUCUGGUUAAUAUUGAUGUCUGGAUCAGUGCUUUUCAGGCUUCGACUGGUGUUGCAAUAUUAUUACCAAAACUUAAAAAAAAAACCCUUGUGCCAAUAAACUUCGAAAUGCAUUCGCGUUCGUGCGAUUUCGCUGCUGAAGGAAAAAUCAACGUUAGGUUUAUUUCUCAAAUGAUAAAUGAGAACUGGAUUACCUAGUACCUUAGCUGAGUCUUGCUUUCAAAAUGUUUAUUUAAAAAAAACCCUUGAACAUCCGCAGCUGAGAUAUUGUCCAAAAAAUGAAUACUUGGCCAAGAAGCGAAGCAUCGAGGGCAGAUGUGAAAUUUUGAGGACAAUCUCUCAGCCAAGGGAGCUGUCAGCUGACAUAUCAGGAAGUCUGAAUGGUGUUUAUUAAUUUCAUAACCCUCACAUUAAUUUUGGCAUCCAGCGUGGACAACAAAUUUUAUUUACUUUUUUUGUACCUUUCAGAGCAGCAUUUUAAGUCAUCUUUUUCGUAUCACUGGACUCUACAAAACAAAAUCGGGUUUUCUUCCAUUUAAAGUAAUAAAUAUGAAACAGUGAAACUCUUGAGCUGGUUUUUUCCGCUUACUUUGUCUGUUUAAGAGGGAGGGAGAUAAUCGGGGAACAAGUAUCGACAGAGAGAGGCGGUUAUUGCUCAAUAACUGUCCGGUGAUUUUGCACCACCUGACGUAAGGUAGCUGAUAGAAUCGCACGAAUAUCCAAAGAUGGGUUAUUGAGAACCACAACCAACGUUUAUUACUAAGUGAAACAAAAUAUUUUGCUUAAGCUUUACAAUUUUCGGUUUAUUUCUCAUCUUUUUUACUCUGUCAUGUGUUGAUCAAGUCCGAGCUAUCGUCACAUGGAGUCACUUUCAAAAUACCAACAUGCAGCCAGGAAUUGAAGUACCCGACCGAGGUUCUAGAUACUCUCAUGCUUUCCCUGAAAGAAACUGCGCACCUUUGCAGCCUUGAGUCCAUAAAAGAGGUAUGUUAGUAAUAGCUAUAUAGUAAACUGCUUUCAGUUCCCGUUCAAUUUUUACUAAGCCUCCUAUUAUCUCUUUCAAAAAGGGAAAAUCCUUUAAAGACAUGCUUGUGAGAGCAAAAACUUAAUUAGAAGGCGAUUAUAUACAUACAUUCUAGUCAGCGGUAUCUUCAAACAGUUUAGGACCUUCGUUGUUGUUCCUGAUGUUUUGAGCAAAUUUUCGAAGAUAGGGAAUGUUUUCUUCUUCAGAUGAAGAGCAUGAUGUCAGCAUCAGUUGAAAUUAUAUUCUAUUAAGCGUGACUUAUAAUUUCGGUUUGGGAAAUUGAGCCAAAAUUGAAAGAAACGACAGAAAUAGAUAUGGCAAACAGUUACAAUUAAGUUGGAAGUUUGAAACCAAAAUAUACAAUUUACAAUCAUCACACCCUACGCAUCCUAGCAAAGAAAGGGUCAAUUACCACCACGACUUCUCCCAAACGUUCAUGCUUACUGGAAAUUAUUAAUUUUUGUUAUACUUACAAUAGUUCUACCGACUCAAAUGCAUUUUUCUAAAGUUAUCCCAUAGCAUAUGACUGUACAGGUCAAGAAGAAAGUUCAAAGGAAACAAAUGGCCCUCAUAGCAAAUAGCUGAGUGCAAAAUAGGUAGCGUUGGCUCUAUUUCGAUAGUAAUUAUUAAGGAUAAUAAUGGACUCGAACUUUUACUUUUACGUUCAGCUGGAACUCAAUUUUGUAAAUAAGUUUUCAGUUACUUGAAAUUUUUUUGUAAUUAUUGAUAUUCUCGAAAGCAUUGUGCAUGUAGACAGGGAGCUGAUUGUUUUUGUGCUCGGUUGUUUUAAUAUUCAAAUUAACCGUUUCAAUCGCGCAAAACGAAUAGCUUAGGUGGAAUGUUGAAUUUUAGUGUUUUCUCGUCCUCUCUACUCACCAUCUUCUAUAGCAACAACAAAAAGGUUUCUCAUCUUAAAAUAACUUUCAAAGCAGUUUUCGGCUUUGGGGACGCAAGAAUUCAAAACAGGGGAAUUUCCGUCGUGUAUUUUUUGUCGUGACCAUCAGUUUGUCAUUAGAAAGUGAAGGGGAAUCCUGUCUUAAAAUGUUUCACGAAGAAUAUUUCUUGGAUGCUUUCCUUUUUCAUCAGCACAAAGUUUAUUCUACGAGUAUUCCAUUCAAUUUCAAUGUAUCCGAUGUCAAAUGCAAUGGUCAGGAGCGUGCGUACUCUAAGGGUACGCGAUAAGAGGAUGCCGUCGAAGAGGCCACCCGGGUUUGCAUUUAGGCUAGUAUUCACCUGCAAAAAGUGGACUUUCGAGGAAACCCUUACAAUUGAUUUUCAUUGUGUUGCAAUUGUUUGAAACCUUAGAUGCUUUCCCCUCAGACUCGUAAAGCACUUAUGAACUAUAAGGAGAUAAAGGUUUGAUGCUAAGGAUUGAUUUGUCAAUUCCUUAGUUCUUACUGAGUAUUAACUGAGGAAGUCACGUCAUUGUGUGGUUAAGGCGCCACACAACACUACUGAGUACCUCAUUGAGUGUAUUUUUUACAUGCAUGCGCAACUUUUCUAAUACCCGGAAAAAAUACAUUUUCAACGAAUUGCAAAACAUGAUUCCAUGUUUUUUACUUUUAACGGGGAAGAAUUUAUACUGCCGAAAAAAAAAAAAACAGAAUUUAAUGUCACCCGUUAAAUUCUGGUUUACAUAAUAUCAAAAUAUUUACUUUAAAAGGGGAAGAGUUUAUACUGCCAAAAAAAAAAAAAGAAUUUGAUAUCACUCGUUAAAUUCUGGUUUACAUAAUAUCACGUCUUUUUCAGGGUGUUCGACGAAAAAUCACGGAGAAGUGGAUAUCAUGGCUUCAUAGCGAAAAAUCGUGCCACUUCUCCUUCUCCGAUCGUUUGCUUUUUCAUCUCAAGGACUACGUUCAGGCGUGCCUACGGUUAGCUUGGCGGAUGGUUGUGCAGGUUCCACCCAUGCAACUGGAGUAUAAGUGUACCACUUUAAAAAAUUUCCAUCGGAUGGUGGGAUACCACAGUGGUUCAGAGAUGUAUUCAAUGCCCCCUCCAAAUGGACAAGGCGCGGCCGAUUAUGAGGUUGCUUGUUAUUUGUGGCCUGCACUCUUAGACGGAGGAGGACGAGUCAUCCGACAUGGAGAAGUCCUUGUAAAGUGGAAGCUGAAGUGAUAUAGAAGCUGAAUAGAAAUUGCUGUAUCAAGGUUAAAUAUUUGACACUGAUUAGCAGAAAAACGGGGCUUUAUUUUUUACCCUCCAAAUAUUUAUCGAAAAGGACAAAAGCAGUGCAUUUCCUUUUUCGAAAUUGUUUUAAAAUGUUAAUGAAAUUAUUUUUGAUUUAAUUUUUUCUCACUUGGAAUGUCAUUGGAAGGAGGCAUGAAAGGUGUGAUGGAAAAUGUAACCGUAUCAUAUAAUAUGUAACAUUUGCCUCAUCUUUGGCGGAAAUAAUUUUCUUUAAACCGUGGCAGAAUUGGAUAAAUCAAUCGAAAUUGUAGCUCAAAAUCCGAUAGUUCUUUCGUUUUGGAGUCCCCAGUGUAAACAUGUAUAGACUUUUACAUGUAUUGAGCAGAAAAAUGGGCAUUAAUUCAUCUCCAAUAUAUCAGUCUCAUUUAACUGACGGCUAGUAGAUCAUCAUUUUACCCUUGCCUAAAAGUUUUGACGUGAGGCGUGAUGCUGGAGGUAAUGUGGGACUUACGUGUUGAAAUGGGGCUUAGUUUGUGGACAAAGUUUACUAGUUCUGCGUUCUCGAGAGGAAUGUCGGCAAGCAAAUUGUAGAAUUUUGUACUAAUUGCUGGUUUCUCUGGUGUCCAUAAAGACAUGUGUUGCUUUUUAAAUAAAACUAAUUAAAGUUCAUAGACACUUAAAUCUACUGAAGUGUUUAAUACUUAAUAAUGAUAAAAAGGUUAUUGUAAUUCAAGUACAUCUGCGGAUCAUAACAAGAAUAGGAGCCCUUAUGACACUCUAUGGAUAGCUGACAAACUAAUUACUUUGUGAACGAUUCAACCACAGGUAGAUACCAGACUUUUUUGUUUGAGAGAUGGACAGGUCUGUUACUAUUUCCUAUUGUCAAAAAGCACGAAAUUAGAAUUAUAGUCUGGCAAACUAUCGACCAAAUGAAAGUGAGAAUUUUUUUUUUGUUAAUAAUAAUACUAAUAAAUUUUACAAUAAUUAUAACUAAUUACAAUACACCAUAUCACUUACGGC